Molecule: messenger RNA, 1287 nt
Organism: Penicillium daleae
Lineage: Eukaryota; Fungi; Ascomycota; Eurotiomycetes; Eurotiales; Aspergillaceae
Gene: gliI
Product: aminotransferase gliI
Exons: 2
Coding region: 1-1287 (428 amino acids)
Biological process (GO): amino acid metabolic process; biosynthetic process
Molecular function (GO): transaminase activity; pyridoxal phosphate binding
Source: RefSeq, a predicted model, not a curated record
AUGCUGUCAGGCCGCAUGAAGCGAAGUCUAUCCUGGCUCUCAGCCCAUGCAUCCGCCGAGCCAAAUCCUCCAAAGGGCGUGCUGGGAAUGGACAUGGCGGAGAAUUGGCUUGUCCGACCAGAUGUCCUUCCUUUAAUCAAAGACGCAAUAUCAUUGGACCUGAAACAGCAGGAUCUCUCAUAUUCCCAGGAGCUGGGUGGACCUCCAGGUCUGUUGCAUGUGUCGGCAUCAUUUUUCAAUCGCUUCUUCUUUCCUCAAGUUGCCAUUUUACCCGAGCACAUCGUGACAAGCACAGGAUGUUCAUCUGUUAUUGAGACCCUUAUAUUUUCGAUUUGCGAUACUGGGGAUGGUAUACUACUGGAAACACCCAUGUGGGAUGGGUUUUCUGUCACGUCAAUUCUGAGAAACAACGUGCGCAUAGUUCCGGUGAGAUACUCGAGGCGACCAACAAAUGCAGCAGAUCUUGUACAGCACUACAGCGAAGCCAUGAAGAAUGCAACAUGUCCCAUUCGGGGCCUCAUCGUUUGCAAUCCCCACAACCCUCUUGGUCAGAUCUAUCCUACUCUCUGGUUAGAGGCGCUGCUUCAAUUUUGUGAAGCUCACAACAUCCACUUCAUCUCAGACGAGAUAUACGCUCUUUCGAAUUUUGGGGCGACUAGAUGCAGUCAAUAUGCCAAUCCCUAUACUGUGAUUGGGCUAGAAACGAAGUUCACAUCGGUAUUGUCGAUAGACCUGAAGCGACUUGGCGUCGACCCCGCUCGUGUCCAUGUAGCUUACAGUAUCAGCAAGGAUUUAGGAAGUAGCGGGAUUCGACUGGGCUAUCUCAUUACGCAGUCAAAUCCCAGGCUUCGCCGUGCACUAGCGGUUCUCAACAGGUUCAAGGUGUGUAAUAUGGCAUCGAUCGCCGUUGCUUCUCUCUUUUCAAAUCUGCAGACGGUUGAAAAUGUACUGGACAACAACAAACCUCGCCUGCGCAAAGCAGCGGAGAUAGUAGAAGAUUUCUUGUCAUUCCAUCACAUUAUGUUCUAUUCACCGGUUGCUGGUUGCGUCAUAUGGGCGCGGGUUGGAGGCGAGCUAGCAACAAAAGAAACAGACGCAGAGCUAUAUGAAAAAUUUGCAGCAGCAGGCGUGGCCGUUGGUGCCGGCUCCAGGUUCAAGAGUGGAGAACCGGGCUGGUUCAGAAUCACGUUUGCUCUACCUCGGAAGAGUCUGAUCGAAGGACUACGACGAAUCGAAAUUGGAAUGGAGGCAAAGCAACAAUGGAAACCCGCAAACUCCCAAUUGUGA